AUGUUUAGGAAAAAGAAAUCUUCCAAAAAAGAAAAACUAGUUUUACCCUAUGACCUCCAAGAGCUUGGCUAUAAACUUGACGAGAAUGAAAAAGUGGUGACUUUAGAUGGACAACCAUACGUCUUUGAAGUAAAAAAAGAGGAUAAGGCGUAUAACGAAGCAUUAUAUGAAGCUCUUAUAGGCAAACAGGUUCGUGCGAAUCUACAAAAUCGAUGUGGUCUUGUUAAAACUAUACUCCCUAUCGGUGUGACCGAGAAUGAUAUCCAUACACAUAUAUUUUUAAGUCCUGAUUACAUGACGAACGAAAACAUGUGCAUUUUCAUUCCUGGCACAUUUCACGCAUCUGGUCUUUGGUCUCGCCGAAUGUUAACGGAACAUUCAAUCAAUGAGGGUGGAAUGUUGAGAUACACCGAACGAGCAAGGAGUCUUGGAUGUUCUGUUGUCAUAACAAAUCCUAAUGAAAUUUAUUGGUAUAAAGGCAGAGCUGUGGUGACUCUUCCUAAGGCCACAGUUCCAUUUGAUCCCAUACCAGAAAAUGAAUCGCCCGAAGCGCAUUUAGAUUAUGUCUAUAAACAUUUCAUACAACCAUCAGCAGCGAAAAAGAUUUUCAUCAUCGCAAAUAGCUAUGGAGGUUAUUGCGCCAUUGAUUUGAUGCGAAAAAACUUUGAAGAACUUCGACAUAGGGUAAAGGCAAUUGAACUUGCUGCGACCACCCAUUCGAUUGAUUAUGUAAAGAAAGAUUCGAUCAAAGUUUGGAUUAGAGAACAUUGUCGGAACUGGGUUGUUGCUGACGAACCAAUACUCACAGAAAUUAUUGAUCCUAGAUUUGGUUGUGGUAACUACUCUUCAGGAUGUAAGCUAUAUGAAUAUGUGAUUCAUGCCAUAAUCGAUCAAACUUUCGAACUUAUCUCUAGAAAAUUGAGAUCGGACGAUGAAAAUGUUGAGAAUUAUGAGAUAAACAGCGAGAAUGAUGACCCAGAAGAAUUACAACGUGAAGCGGAACAAAUUUUUGGAAAUAGCACAGUAGUUCAAAUGCAAAAUGGAGUACAAAUUCUUCCCUCUGAUUCUGAAAAUAAGCUGACGACAAUUGCGCGAGAAGAUUUAGAUCCCAAUUGGCUAUGA
Molecule: messenger RNA, 1122 nt
Organism: Ambispora leptoticha
Lineage: Eukaryota; Fungi; Glomeromycota; Glomeromycetes; Archaeosporales; Ambisporaceae
Source: the annotation of a GenBank genome assembly